Messenger RNA from Anolis sagrei ordinatus, 2172 nucleotides. The record is from RefSeq and is a predicted model, not a curated record. Lineage: Eukaryota; Metazoa; Chordata; Lepidosauria; Squamata; Anolidae.
AGAGCAUAAAGCGCCAGUGUGAGUCAGGAGGUGCUCAGUGUGCUGGCUGCCCAGCUCACCUGCCUGCCAGAGCUCCCUGGUGCAUCCCCAGGCAGCAUGACUGGGAGCCCAGCUAUUUAGAGGCAGUGGCACAUGACCGACUGACCGCCUCUGCCUCAGCUCCCUCUGGGCCUUCCUUCCUUCUUUCCUUCCUCCCUCCCUCCCUCCCACCUUUGAGAGAACUACUGUACCUGGGGAGGACCUGGCAGCACCUGCACAACCCAACAGUGUCCCUUGGUUGUCCUUGCCUGUGAAUGCAGUCCCUCCUGACAGCAUUGGCCACCCUUCCCCUCCUUGAUGGUCUUCCUUCAUUUCGUGCACUUCCUGGCAGAGCAUCGCAGGACGGAGAGCCCAGCCUCGUGAGAGAAGCACCCUGUGGCCCCAAAGGAGCCUUGUGAGCCUCGUGAGGGCCCCACGUGGCUAGGAUGGGCCUGCGGGAGUCUCCCUACUCCAACCGGCUGCUGGGGGCCCUGAACUCGGGGGCCCGGGUGGCCCUCUUCCCCAGCUACUGGCUGCUGAACCAGCUGCUGGCCCUGCAGAGCACCACGGCCGAGAAGCGUCAGCGGCACAAGCGGUGCGCGCCUUACGCCCUGUGGACCCUGGCCCAGGGGCUGCUCCUCCUGCCGGCCUUCGUGCUCUCGCUGCCUUUCUCCUUGGUGGCCUUCCUGUUCUGGCUGCCCCUCCAGGCUGCCCGCCGGCCCUACGCCUACCAGCACACCCCCGGAAGGGGCCCCUCUUGCGGGGAAGAGUGGCCCCUCCUCGAGACGGGCCAGGGCCACACCUUCUCCUUCAUCAGCGGCAACGUCUGCCUGCUGCCCGAGGGCCUGGCCAAGUUCAGCAACCUGAGCCGCUCCCAGUGGCGGGCCAAGCACAUCGGGCAAAUUCUGGCCCGGGCGGCCAGUGGCCACCAUCGCCGCUGCUCCCCCCCUUGCUCCAGGAAUGGCUCCGGAGUCCCCAAUGGGUAUGGGGCCACAGGCAACAGCCCCCCUCGGCCCUGCCAGAGGCCCCUGAGCACAACCGUCGAGGUGGAAUUUGAAGGGGAGUGUGAUGGGGCCGGGGAGGGCCAUCUAUCGGAAGUCACGGCCCGCUUCCCGGCACAGGCGGACUUUGUGUGCCUCCAGGAGGUCUUUGACCUGCGGGCCUCGGCCUCCCUCUGCCGUCUGCUGGGCCCCUGCUACCCGCACAUCCUCUACGACGUGGGCUCCUACGGCCUGGCGGGGCGUGCCGGCCUGAAGGUCUUCAACAGCGGGCUCUUCCUGGCCAGCCGCCACCCCAUCCUGGCCGUCCAGUACCACUGCUACCCCAACGGCAAGGGAGAGGACGCCUUCGCCGCCAAGGGCCUCCUCUGCGCCCAGGUCCAGCUUGGGUCUUUCCGUGGGCAAAGGAUCGUGGGAUACCUGAACUGCACCCACAUGCAUGCCCCAGAAGCCGAUGCCCAGGUGCGGUGCGACCAGAUGACCCUCGGCCUGAUGUGGGCCCAGCAGUUCCAGGACGCCAGCACCCAGCCGGGGGACAUCGUGGCCUUUGACAUCUACUGUGGGGACCUCAAUUUCGACAACUGCUCUGAAGGGGACGAGCUGGAGCAAAGCCACGAUAUCUUCACCGUGUACACGGAUCCAUGCCGCGUGGGGCCCCGAGAAGACAAGCCCUGGGUGAUAGGGACCCUGAUGGCCUACUUGGAGAUCUAUGAAGAGCCCGUGUCGACCCCGGAGAACAUGAAGAGGACUUUGGAGCAGCCGGAUGGACGCAAGAAGUUCCUGGCCGGGCCGGUGUUGGCGGAUGGGCAGCCGGACCCCUCGGCCACUGGGUGUGAAGGCCGGCGCCUGGACUACAUCCUGUACCGGGAGCACCCUGGCUCUCUGGGCCUUAGAACGGCUGUGGAGAAGGUCUCCUUCAUCACCCAGCUGGCCACCUGCUCUGACCACCUGCCCUUUGGCCUGCGCCUCCACGUGACCCCCACCAUGCAUGCCGAAGAAGCCUGAACUCUGCCUGCCCCCAGGAGGCAAAGAAGAUGACUCUGGGGAGCUGGGACCCCCCCUCUGAACGCCCUGCCAUUGGGGGCCCAGAGGAGCGCCCGGCCCAGAGGGGGGCCUCACGGGUUCCAUGUGGGGCGGAAGGAAACGGAAGGGCAGC